AUGUUCACAGGCAUUGUCGAAGAGGUGGGAGAAAUCCUCACCUUGGAUCCCCAUGACGAGACCGGCGGCACCUCCUUGACGGUCAGCCUGCCCUCUGGCUCGUCGCUGCUGUCCGAUGUCCACCUCGGCGACAGCAUUGCCAUCAACGGCUGCUGCCUCACCGUCACCGCCUUUGACCCGGCGUCGUUCAAGGUCGGCGUCGCCCCCGAGACGCUGCGCCUGACCAACCUGGGCGACCUCAAGCAGGGCGACCGCGUCAACCUGGAGCGCGCCGUGCGUGCCGACACGCGCAUGGGCGGGCACUUUGUGCAGGGCCACGUGGACACGGUGGCGACCGUCACCAAGGUGGCGGCCGACGGCAACGCGCAGACGAUGCGGUUCGCGCCGCGCAGUCGCGACGUGCUGCGGUACGUCGUGUACAAGGGCUUUAUUGCGCUGGACGGCACGUCGCUGACGGUCACGGCCGUCAACGACGAGCCCGAGGCGCAGGGCGGCGGCUGGUGGGAGGUGAUGCUGAUCUCGUACACGCAGUCGCGCGUGGCGCUGGCGGCGAAGAAGGAGGGCGAGACCAUCAAUGUCGAGGUCGACGUGCUGGCCAAGUACGCCGAGAAGAGCAUGGCCGGCUACCUGGAGACCAUGGCCGGCGGCAGCGGCGUGGCGGACCUGGUCAAGAAGACGGUGGCUGCCGCGCUGGCCGAGAAGAAGUAG
Messenger RNA from Sporothrix brasiliensis 5110, 708 nucleotides. RefSeq names its product riboflavin synthase. The coding region runs from base 1 to 708 and encodes 235 amino acids. The record is from RefSeq and is a predicted model, not a curated record. The transcript has 2 exons. Gene Ontology annotation, biological process: riboflavin biosynthetic process. Gene Ontology annotation, molecular function: riboflavin synthase activity. Lineage: Eukaryota; Fungi; Ascomycota; Sordariomycetes; Ophiostomatales; Ophiostomataceae.